AGUACAAUGAAGACAAAAUUAAUAAUAUUAAUAAAAUACGAUUUUAAGUGUAAGGAAUCGGCAUUUAUAAAAUGUUUAGAGAAAUAAUCUUUGUAGUUUAAUAGAAAUAUUUAAUAAAAAGAAAGCAUGAAAAUAAAAAAAAAAAGAAGGAAUAGAAAAAACGCAUGCGCAAAAAAAAGGAUACCGACGGAGUAUUUCAGAGAAGAGCAGCAAAAGUUUCCGGGAUGAAACUUCUAGGAUGACAAAGCCUCUGUGAACCUUUACCCUGUUCCUUUCUUCUUCUUUCGGUAAGAUACGGCAGUAAUACCGGUGAAACGCCGAGAAUAGACGAAAAAGGAGAAUAUUUUUUUAAAAGAAAAGGUACAUAAAUGCUGUUAUCAAGCAUUGCAGGGAGAAGCGCAAGUAAACGCGAUAUGAACGCGUCGUUGUGAAUGGCGCUUCUAGUGACAAAGGUGGCUGAGGGAGAUUUUACAUUUCACAUAAGAUGUAAACUGUGUUUAAAAUGGAUGUUACAAAGAAAACUUCUGUUCGUUAAUUAAGUUGGACUUUUUCUUCAUUUUUCCGUCUGACCUUCGUUAACGAUUUAACGAAAAGAUGGAGAUAAAGAGGAAAGAAAAAACGACGAUUCCAAUCGGAUCCCGGUACGAUCGUCUGUAAAAUCCUGCGUAACAUCACGACGGUUCGUUCGCAGAGUGGACAACCAUUCCGCAACAACCGCGAUGCAUGAUCUUAUGCGUUAGUGGUGAGUGUCCGUAUCGCGUGUGCGUGUCUAUCCAUGUUGGCAAAUUGAGGAUGCAACAUAGACAUUGUGUUGUUCCUCACGGUCGUAUUCAUGAAUAUGUGCGUUUAUUACAUCUGUAUAAAUUCUUUGUCCAAAAACCACUUUAUUUUCGUGAUAGAAUGUGGUUUGAGUUCAUAUUACUACUUUGACACGAUGACACGAUUACGCCACCAAAACGUGAUUCUUCUGUGAACGGAAACUUCUGAACCAGUUUAUACGUUUAUUGGUGUGAUUAGACAAAACUUGUCGAUUAUAAAGCAAUUAGAUCAACGGAUUCCAUGGAGCACUCGAGAGAUUUUUAUCGAUGCUAACUUUAUUCUUUAGAAAUUCACCGUAACUGGGAGUGCCGCUAGAUCGUAGUUGAACAUGCUCCGAAAGGACUGGAGUGAAUUUUACGUUACAUGCGAGAAAAGAUUGUUUUUUUACUUUUCAAAAGUAAUAUGGUAUCUCGAACGAUUUCUUUAAAAUCUGAUGCAAGUCUCCUAUAAACGAUAUGUGAACAUUAAAUUAAAGAGAAGAUGGACAAUGUAUCGGUGAAACUGGCGUGAAAAUGUACCGCGGUGUUAAGUGGCCUCUGUGAUGUAUUAUAAACGGUGCUUAACCUAACUUUUCAUCGACGCUUCUACACGGCGUUUUCUUGCGACAAUGGUCAUGGGCAAUCUUGUCAUUUUGUUAUCAAGAAGAAGUGGAGACUGAAAUUAUUGGAACUGAGGGAGGGAAUUUAAAAUUCAGUCAGCCAAGUAUGUCCAACACUAUCAGUAAUAUGAAGAUGACCAACCGUAUCAAGGGAAUGGUGAGCAAACGUCGUAGGCGUUUCACAGAAGAUGGCUUUGACCUUGAUCUCACAUAUAUAAGAGACAACUUAAUAGCAAUGGGUUUUCCAGCUGAAAAGUUAGAAGGAGUGUAUAGGAAUCACAUAGAUGAUGUUGUUAAACUGUUGGAAUCUAGGCAUAAAGAUCAUUAUAAGAUUUACAAUCUAUGUUCAGAGAGAUCUUAUGAUUUUAAGAAAUUUAAACAAAGGGUAGCUACAUAUGCGUUUGAUGAUCAUAAUCCACCAAUGUUGGAUCAAAUCAGACCAUUUUGCGAAGAUGUGCACGAAUGGCUUUCUCGUCAUCAAGAAAAUGUAGCUGUCGUACACUGUAAGGCUGGUAAAGGUCGGACGGGUGUAAUGGUGUGUUGUUACCUCCUUCAUACUAAACAAUUUCCCACUGCCACAGAAGCCCUUAAUUACUAUGGAACUAAAAGAACACACGAUAGGAAGGGGGUAACAAUACCUUCACAGAGGAGGUAUGUGGAUUAUUAUGCUACUCUUGUACAAGAAGGACUAGAUUAUCAACCGGUUACAUUGUUGUUACGAAAAAUACAAUUGGAUCCAGCACCUAUUUUUCAUGGAGGUCAAGGAUAUUUGCAUUGCGUAAUAUCGGAAUCUAAGAAAAAAAUAUUUAGCUCUGAUAUAGUAGAAGUACGAAAAGGAAUGCACACAGUCAGCAUCCCUUUAAAACACAGCAUAGCACUGACGGGAGAUAUACGAGUGGAUUUCUUCAAUAGACCAAAAAUGAAGCGAAAGGAAAAAUUGUUUCAUUUUUGGUUCAAUACAUUCUUCGUACGAGACUACUUAUCGCCGGAAUACGAUAAUGGAGAGUUACCAGUUGAGCGUUCAACUAGGGCAUUGAGUUGCGAUGGUGCAACUAUGGAAUUACCAGUGGUUAUGUCGCACAUGAAACCCAGAGCUGGAUCCUUAGCUAGUCUCGGACCUAUGCCACCUACUCUUGUUUUAAGUAUAGAUAAAUGGGGUCUGGAUGACGCACACAAGGAUAAACAUCACAAAGUGUAUAGCGCUGAUUUUAAAGUUAGCUUAUUUAUGCAUCGGAUGGGUGGUAAUAUAUCGCAAACUGUAUCAGCGACAACAAAUAGAACAGGAGAGGGUAUACAAAUAGGAAUGGGAGGACAAGAUACCCCGAGCGAAUCAAGCGAAGCGGAUAGCAGUGAAUGCGACACAACUGGUGAUACGACGGGAGAUGAAGAUGGGGAAUCUGGUGAGUCUUCUGCAUCUCUGGUGGUGAAUCACCAUCUUCUUACACACAGCAGUAGCCGUACACACGUUAGUAUCCACCAAAGAGCUAGUCUCAGAGAAACUGCAAAAGGUUUACUCUCGCAUGGGGAUAAAAGUAGAAGUAGUCAUCGGCAAAGCACUGGCAAUGUGAAACGUUCUUCAGCUCUCAUACGUUCGGCCACGUUAGACACAUAAAAAAAAAUAUAUAUAUUUGUAUAUGUAUAUACACGUACAUAUGUAUAUAUACAUAUAUUUAUCGUAUCUUGUACUUAAACGCUGAGUUCUCUGAACUGGCAUUCGAGCUUUACAAUGACUUUAUGUGAAACUAGGUCGUGCUAUUAGUUUCUUUUUGUUAUGCUAGCAUGAAAAAUUAGCAUUCGAUAAGUUCUUAAAUGCAUCGAUUUUAUCUAACGUCCUCUGAUAAUGAACAAUAAUAUGUGUCUAUAGAAAGAUUUAGGCUGAUCAGUUUCGAAAGAUAAGAAGACUUAAAAAAAACACUUUGGUAGAGAAUUUUUAUGAAAUCAGUAGAAUAUCAGAAUAUUUCGAUACUAUUCCUUCGGUAAGAUAACAUUUAUCGAAUGAAUGUUUAAUGUUUUGUUGUAGUUCUAAAGUUAUAAUUAAUCAAAGUUAUUGAUUCUACAUCUAACAAAUGCUUUUGAUAUUGAUAAUAUAUCUGAGAUAGUCGAUACUAAGUAGAUUCCAUCGAAUGUCCCGAAAUAAAAGAACUGCAAAUUAAGAUAUUGUAUAUUUUUGCAUAGCAGAUAUUGUUUGCAAAAUAUUAAGAUGUUUCAGUAUUCAAGAUUCAAGAUUACGAUCUUUUUUUCUGAAUAGAAAUUAUUGGAUAUUUAUUAUUAAAAAUUAUUGAAAAAAAAUUAAUCUCUAUUAUGACUACCAUGUACGUUCCAUCUAUUUUUCAUUAGAUUUCCUGAAGUAUUUUGUUUCGAUGACUGUUUAUUUUAACUGUCUGAAGUAGUAAAAUUUGAUGUAUGUGUGUGAAUAUACAUAUGUACAUACGCACACGCGCGCACGCGUGCCCACGCACAUACACACAACAAACAAAUAAGAGAAUUCUUAGUGUUGAAGAGAAAGUGCCGUCUUUUGCGUUUAUGCAAUUAUGUAAUCACGUACUAUGUACGAAACUAGUAUUUGUUUUGUAAUUGUAUGACAAAGCCAACUUAUAGAAAAUAAUUGACUAAUGCAAUAAGUACGGGAGUAAGAAGCGCGACAAUUUGUAAUCGUAACAUUUUACCGUUUGUACUUGUAUUCGACGUGGCAUUAUGAAACAGAUAAAUAACUUAAAUGUAUCCUGAUUGCCUUAUACAAUGUGAUGAUCGUUAACAUUUUGGAAAUAGCAAAACUAAUUCGCAUAGAUUUGAUUAGAAGGUUGUAGCCAAAAUUUGUAAGAUAACAAAUGUACAGAAAAUUUAAUUCUUUCAAUUUUGUAAUAGAAAUAUGUUAUAGAUUAACAGGCUGUGCAAUUUUUUAAAGUUGUAAUUCUUGAUAUCUUGCAAACACGAUUUUCAUAUCGAUGACAAGAUACAUCUAAUUUCAAUUAUGUUAUCGUGUUCUAUCGAGCAAAUUAUCGUGUGUGAAUCUUUGUUACUGCGGUACUAGGAUUAUAUCGUGUGCAAAUAUUCAAAAAUUACCUAAUCGAAUAAUGUUACCUUAAGGAUAUUAACUUCUUUCUUUUACAUAAUUACAUGUAAUUUGAGAGAAGUGUUUUAUUAUUUUUUCUUUCUAUUCGUUUGCUGUUUUUUAAAUUAUUAUUAUUUUUUUUUUUUAUGGGUACAAAGUUACACGAAAAAUUCGCGACAAAUGUACACAGAAAUAUUUAGCGAAACCUCGUAAAAUUCAGUUUUAAAGAAGCGGUCUUAAAACUGAUAUUUUACGUUUGUUGAAUUAUAGUGCAACCACUGAAAUGUCGUCCGUAUCGAAUAUCGAUUCGGAAAUUGUGUAUUGAGUUACAGAUUUGUGGUACGAAUAAUAAUAGUUACAUACAAAUUAAAUAUAUACAUGUCGUAAUAAAUUUACGAGAAUAAGACUUGCGAAAUGGCAUUCAAAGAAAGAAUUGCAUACAUUGCAAAAUGAAUUUGAAAACGAUCUAAUACUGAUUUUACUAAUUAAUUAUUUUUCUAUUAGAUAUACAUAUACAUAUACAUAUACACAUAUAUAUACAUGUAUAUAUAUAUAUGUUGUGUAUAUACAUAUAUAUAUAUAUACAUAUAUAUGUAUAUAUAUAUAUAUAUAAAUAUAGGUUUUACAGAUUUUCGUACAGCUACGCAGUCAUAAUUCAAACGUAUAUGGAUAUGAUUACGAAGCGGAUACGUAUACUGUUAGGUAGCAAUAAAUUGUCGAUAAAUAAAUUAGUAUUGAAAGUUGUUACUUGAUACGUACACAAAGUUUCCUUACGAGACUCUAUUCGCUCCGUUUUCAUUUCCUACUUACCUAUUACCUCUAAAUUUACUCACGUCAAAGUCGCAACGAUCUUUCUUUAUGUUCAAUCACACACAUUCGCGUGUUCACUUAAUUGUUAUCAUUAAUCUGCAAUUUUUCAUCUAUUCGCUCAUUAUCAAGCGUGAGAAGAGUUUUUCUCACAUUUCUUUUUUUCUUUUUCUUCCUGUUUUCUUUUUCUCCCGUUUCUCUUUUUUAAGUUGUAAAAAAAAAAUUGAACGCGAUCAGAAAUUAUGAAAUUUAUUAUUAUUUAGAAAAUGAUCCAUUUUUCUUUCGACUACUUACGCAUUUGAACAUGUGAUGAAUUAAAAUCUCUACGUAUGAUACGACUAUGUAAAAAUUCAUAAGGUCUUAUUAGAGUAAAAUAGAAAACUUACGAAUAUUUCGGUGAAACUUAUAUGUUAUUGUUGUUAAUAAUAUAAUUACAUUAUCGAGAAAAGCAUAAUAGAGGUACAUAAAGUUUCAAACAACAUGGAAUUCUGAUUAUGAAUAGUUAAUACUUAUAAAUAGAAAGAUAUCUUUGAAGCUGUUAAUAUACGGUGAUUUUAGACUUUUAUAUAUGUUAGUUUUGUAAAUACGUAGUUAAUAUUAUUAUAAUUGAACAAUUCUCUAACCACCAGGGAUUAGAUAUUCGGAUGAUUGUCAUUCUUUGAAAAUUUCAUCGUUUGUCAAUAUGUAGUUCCUCUCUGAAUUGUUCUUAUAGAUUGUAGUACUUGUACAUGUUUAGUAAUUUUCAUGAUUAACAUUAUAUUUAUCGUGUCAUGCAUGAGUAUGCAAAAGAUAGAUGAAGCCUGGCAAUUUUUAAUAUUUAGAAUGCAAAUAUUCAAAAUUUUAUCUUGUUUUUUGGUGUAUGUUUAGGAAUAUUAUAUCAAAACCUUGAUACAUUGUAAUUUUACACUGAUUUUUGUAUCACUGCAUGUUGGUAGUUAAUAAUAACCAUAGUUAUCGGAUGUCUGUAAUAUUUUAAAUUCGUGAAAUUGGUACAUCUCUAUUACAUAUUCUGUAAUGAUUAUUUUGUGAUACUAUUAUACUUAUGAUUAUUAAUUAUAUCGUUGCUAUAUCUUUGUAUGUACUCUUAUUAUUAAUUAUUACUAUUAUUAUCAUUAGUUAAUAUUGUUAUUAUUAUUAUCGUUGUUGUUGUUGUUAUUAUUAUUCUACUACUAUUACUACUACUACUGCUACUACUACUACUACUGCUACUACACUACUACUACUACACUACUACUACUACUACUACUACUACUACUACUACUGCUACUGCUACUACUACUACUACUACUACUACUACUACUACUACUACUACUACUACUGCUACUACUACUACUACUGCUACUACUGCUACUACACUACUACUACUACACUACUACUACUACUACUACUACUACUACUGCUACUACUACUACUACUACUACUACCGCUACUGCUACUACUACUACUACUACUACUACUACUACCACUACUACUAUUAUUACAUUUCAUUUCUACUUCUGUUACUUUGAUCCAUUAUCAUCAUCAUUAUCAUUAUCAUCAUCAUCAUCAUCAUCAUCAUCAUUAUCAUCAUUAUCUUUAAUACUGCAACUGCUACUGCUGUUUUAUCGUUAUGUUAAUACCACCAUCAGAGACAUCAUUAUUAUUAUCAUUAUUAUAUUACUAUUACUACUACUACUGUCACCAUCACUACUGCUACUACUAUUACUGUCAUUACUAUUACCGCUACUACCACCACGACCACCACCACCACUGCUGCUACUACUAUUACUGCUACUACUGCUACUACUGCUACGACUACUGUUACUACUACUACUGCUACUGCUAUGACUACUGCUACUAUUACUGCUACUGCUAUUACUACUACUACUAUUAUUAUUAUUAUUAUUAUUGUUAAUAUUUCAAACAAAAUAUUAGCGAUUUUUAAGCGUAUAAACGUAUAUUUAUAUCUCAAAUGUAUUCCUGUAACAAAUAUUUUAUGGAUGAUGUUACACAUGCAUUACAGUUUUAAAUAGUACACUUUUAGAACUUUCUAUAUACUUACGUCUUCCGAUUCUCUGUAAUAUGCAAACUUUACUUCAAAACUCUUACUACAAAAAAUUUUGUUCAUUACAUACUUGCUUAUGGUUCCCCACCCUUUUAUAUUUAUCUAUGUACUACUUCUCCUUUCUAUUUAUAAAAAAUAAAAUAUGUACAUCGUUUGUAACGCUUU
Molecule: messenger RNA, 7485 nt
Organism: Bombus pascuorum
Lineage: Eukaryota; Metazoa; Arthropoda; Insecta; Hymenoptera; Apidae
Gene: Pten
Product: phosphatidylinositol 3,4,5-trisphosphate 3-phosphatase and dual-specificity protein phosphatase PTEN
Exons: 8
Coding region: 1524-3029 (501 amino acids)
Biological process (GO): regulation of phosphatidylinositol 3-kinase/protein kinase B signal transduction; phosphatidylinositol dephosphorylation; protein dephosphorylation
Cellular component (GO): nucleus; plasma membrane; cell projection
Molecular function (GO): protein tyrosine phosphatase activity; protein tyrosine/serine/threonine phosphatase activity; phosphatidylinositol-3,4,5-trisphosphate 3-phosphatase activity
Source: RefSeq, a predicted model, not a curated record